Messenger RNA from Limulus polyphemus (Atlantic horseshoe crab), 1209 nucleotides. Its product is annotated as astacin-like metalloprotease toxin 1. Gene Ontology annotation, molecular function: metalloendopeptidase activity; zinc ion binding. The record is from RefSeq and is a predicted model, not a curated record. The transcript has 10 exons. NCBI's taxonomy places the organism in Eukaryota, Metazoa, Arthropoda, Merostomata, Xiphosura, Limulidae. Bases 28 to 1209 code for a protein of 393 amino acids. Gene Ontology annotation, cellular component: membrane. Gene Ontology annotation, biological process: proteolysis.
ACUGUUCUUUUGAACGACAUCCCCAAGAUGUUACUUACUCUGAUUGCCGUGCUUCUCCCAUGUUGUGGAUUAGGGUUUCUAGUCACUGAUGACUUUAGAGAUUCGUCAAUGUACAAUGCAGAUCUGUAUCAGGGUGACAUCGCAGGAAUUGACAUGACGCAGGACAGAAAUGCCAUUGUUGAGCACGUGAAGUUGUGGCCUGGCGCAAGUGUUUAUUAUGAGUUAGAUCCAGCCGUAGAAUAUAUGAGGAAUGACAUAAUGGAAGCCAUAGGUGACUAUCAUAACAACACUUGCGUCAAGUUCCUGCCGAAAACAACCAUUACAGUAGACUAUAUAAGGAUCGUCAAUGAACCUGGCUGUUGGUCAUACGUCGGUCGACAUGGUGGAAUGCAAAAGGUAUCAUUAGGUGAAGGCUGUGAGGGUAAACCUACGGGGAUUCAUGAACUGAUGCACGUUAUUGGAUUCUGGCACGAACAAAGUCGUUCAGACAGGGACGAGUAUCUGGAGAUUAUUUGGGAGAAUAUUUUUAAAGGGGCAGAAUACAAUUUCGAAAAGUUAAAUUUGUGGGAAAACAACCUUUUAGGAGUAGAAUUUGACUAUGAUUCCAUCAUGCUCUAUGGAGAAACAGCUUUCUCCAAGGAUCACAAGUCCAUCACCGUUAAGUCCAAGAAGGAGGGCGUGAAACUAAUUCCUGUCUACACUAAGAGUGGUUUCUCUAAAACGGAUAUCCUCAAGAUUAACAGACUAUAUGAAUGUUUUGGAGAGGUUCGACCUCCUCGGCCUGAACCCCCUGGCUUUGAAUGUAACUUUGAAGUUGACAACUGCGGAUUUUUCAACGAUUACAUAGAGGUUAGGUGGAUCAGGAAUGAUAAAGAAAGAGCAGGAAAUAAAGGAUUUUAUCUCGAAGUAACAGCUGAACUUGCUGACAGACAAUCUGCUAGACUCAUCAGUCCCACUGCCCAAAACUACGGCCAAGUACGGGCGUGUCUCAAGUUUAAAUAUUACCUGGAGGGUUCUGGCGCACAAUCAAUGGUAAUCACUCAGCAGGGGAAACGUAAUACCAGAAUUUGGAGCACAGAAGUUGUUGAAAGCAAGUGGAAAAAUGUAGUUCUUGAUAUCGACUUGGAGGGGCCAACUCGAUUCUUCAUAGAAGCUUUUACAGAUAUCUAUCAUGGUUCCGGUGUUGUUGCCCUUGAUAUAAUAGUAUAA